AUGCGACAUAGUACGGUUGUCAGUCAAGGAGGUGGACUUUAUGUUAUGACACUUACUUGGACUCCAACAGAUAACCAAUAUGGUCCACAAGGUUUUUGUGCUGGUGCUGUUGAUAGCAGUAAUUUACAAUCAGAUGCUUGGUGUAUCACCUAUUUAGUAGGAUUUGACUCACCGAAUCUCAUCCGAGCAACAGUUGUUCAAGGCACUGCUUCACCAAUUGGAACUAUAUUUUCAAAUCACUCAAUAUUUUCUAUACAAGCAACUCGUGAUGUUCAUCGUCCAACUCGAAAUGGAACCUACAUAAAGUUUAUGGACGCUACAACUAACACAUCAGUACAAACAUUUGAUGCUGGAUGGCAAUCAAAUAUAUUGUAUACUGGAAAUACAAUCAUUAUCAUAACGAAUUAUACGUGGAUUCCAGGACGUCGUUAUUAUGUUCUUUUUGAUAGUGGGCCUGAAUCAGCUCCAAUAACUGAUUCAACAUUUUGGGCUUUCAAUAUAUGGGAUCCUGGUGUAUCAAGCACAACCACAACUACUACCACGCCUCCAACAACAGGAACUGUAACAACUCGACCAUUAUCAACAACGACUGUUAAUACAUUGUUAACAACCACUGGUCUUCAUGUUACUUCUACUAAUGUUAUAAUCACAACUACUACUGAAUCUACGACAACUUCAACUACUACAUCCAGUAAUAUUUGA
This is a messenger RNA of Rotaria sordida, 702 nucleotides long. Lineage: Eukaryota; Metazoa; Rotifera; Eurotatoria; Philodinida; Philodinidae. The record is from the annotation of a GenBank genome assembly.